Molecule: messenger RNA, 5635 nt
Organism: Styela clava
Lineage: Eukaryota; Metazoa; Chordata; Ascidiacea; Stolidobranchia; Styelidae
Product: rap guanine nucleotide exchange factor 1-like
Biological process (GO): Ras protein signal transduction
Cellular component (GO): plasma membrane
Molecular function (GO): guanyl-nucleotide exchange factor activity
Source: RefSeq, a predicted model, not a curated record
GAAACAUUUUUUAAUAAUAGUUGAAUCCAUUUGUUGAAACCAUGGAAUAUACCUGAUUGUGGAUUUUAUAUAAGAACAAGGAUAUAUUUUCUCAUCACAGCGGAAGCUUUGGCAUGGCUGAAAAUCGUGAGAAACGAGAAGCGACAGGAAGUCAGGAUGCAACUAAAAGAAUGGCAAAAAAACUGAGGACUGCUAAACAAAAACUCACAGAAUCUUUCAAAUCAGCAGCUCUGAAGGAGUUUUAUCGGGAAAAGUACAAGAAUAAUAGAAGAAUAAACAAAAGUUAUGAAAGAAAUCACAAAUUACACAGAAGACACAGUCCAGCCGCUUCCAGCCUUGAAGAUUUGUUUCGACCUGGAUCUGAUGAUGGCAGUUUUGAUGGAAAUAAGCAGGAUGAUGCAGAACAAAAACUGAAAAACCUUUGCAAAGAUGUGAAACUUUCACUUCUUUAUUUUGAAGCGAUUGUUUUGAAAAAUAUCACAGAACAGUACGCUGGGUCUGCAACUAAAAUAUUAGAAACAAUAAUGGGAAUAUUUGAUCAAUUGUCGCAUGGAAAUUUUUCACCUGAACAAAGCUCUGUGCUAAUGUCAUGCCGAAGUCGUUUGGUGCAAAGUCUUGCUCAACUCAUUCAUUGGUCAGAUACAACGCUACUUCAUACUGCUAAAACACAUGAGAAGACGCCAAUCAGAGAUACAAUUCAAUCUGUUCAAAGCGCUGUUGAAGACCUGGUUGAAGAAUCAAUUAAGAAAAUUCAAACUCAAACAAACAACAGUGCUCCAGUGACUCCAAUGAAGGCACUCAAACCUCCUUGGCCAUCUUUAAGUGAGAAUCAAAAGGAUGAAUUCACAUCAGCUCCACCUAAACCACCUUUGCCGACUGAUCGUAAUAAUAAAACUCCACCACUGCCUCCAAAAUCGAGGAAUUCAGGAUCAAAACCGGUUGGAAUUGUUGCACCUUUCAAUAUGAACCCUGAUAUAAAUUUUGCAAAUACAAGCAAUUCUAUUUUCGGAGUAGCAGGCCUCACUCGUUCAGAAGAAUCUCUUCUUGAGCAAAACUACAAGUUUGCUCAGGAGACUGACAUGAAAAAUGGAUCAUUACAUAGAGGUGAACCUGAUCGUAGUAGCAUGUGCUCAAGUAAUUUUGGAUCUGACACAUUUGAUGAAUGCAACUCAGAAGCAAUGUUUGAAGCAGACAGAAUCAUGCGACGAUCAUUACCAAAAGAAAAGAAAGUUAUAUAUGACGAUGAUGGAGAUUAUGAACAACUUCGUGAAGACAGUACUGUCAAUGGAGGAAAAUCUCGACCUUUAUCAGAUCCUAGCGUACUUCUUCCUAUAAGGUUAAGUCUGGCAGAUGAAAAUGAAAUUAUUGGAUCAAGAGAUGACUGGGCUUCUCUGCUCCAGGGUCGCCGUGCUUCUGCCAGUGUUCCAGGCUUAGACAAUCUAUCAAACAGUGAAAAUCCUCCUGCUUUGCCGGCCAAACAAAGGCAAUCUUUGUUAAAUAAACAUCUGAGCGAUGCAAGCCAAUUAAGCAUGGGAAGUAUUGAUUCAAUGGAAAUGACGUCAAGUUCACAAGAUGAUGACGAUGACAAACCUCCGCCUCUUCCUAUGAAACAAAAGACAAUUCAAGCAUAUAUGCAAAUGUUCUCGGAGGCACAACCUCCUCCGAUGGCAGAAAUUGCUCGACAAACAGCGAAACGUUAUCAAUUUCCUGUUAUCAAUAACAACGGAACUUAUGAAGUUACACCGCAGCAUGGACCAAUGAAAGCAUACCAACUACCUUAUGAUUCACAGUCACAAUACAGCAGCAGUUCGAUGGGUCGACAUCGAGAUUCAUUAACGUCAUUAUCAUCCAUUACAUCUGAUAUAUCAACAGCUUCCUUUCCUGGGGUUACUCAAACGCCUCCUGCACUGCCACCCAAAGCCAGGCGGAGCACGAAUGAAAGCCUUCCGAUGUCUUCACCAUUGUCAACUAGAAGUCCUUCAGUGUCAUCAGAACAAGGCAGCAUCGAUAUUCCUGAGAAAGAACCUCCUUUACCAGUUAAAAUCAGGCCGAUGUUGCUUCCGGAUAAAUUAACUAGCAAAUCAUUCAAGACGUCUGAAACUCGACGGAGUACCCGUGAUAAAGACAAUUCACAUGAUCUGAAGGCUAUCACAGAUCCCGGUGAUCUGAUGGAUAAAACUGACGUACUAGAAUGGAUUGUUUUCAAAACGAAACGAAGUGAAACAAAAGAUGACGUUAAGGAGAUUAAAGCGGGAGUAGCAGAUGCAUUAAUCGUUUAUGCCGCAGAAGCUAGUAAAAAAAAUCUACUGUACUAUGAAGCAUUUCUUACAACAUAUAGAACUUUUAUGACUCCUAUGGAGUUGCUGCAAAAAUUAUUAUACAGAUAUAAAAAAUUUGGUAAAGAAUCAACCGAAGAAAAACGUGAUCAUCAACGUGCAAGCAGAAAUGCAUUUUUUUUGUUACUGAGAGUUGUCGAUGAAUUGAGCUUGGUCGAUAUUCAAGACAAUGUUUUAAACCUGUUAAUGGAACUCGUUUAUCAGUUACUGUGUGAUGGAAACCUGACUCUUGCCAAGUUACUGAGAACUAAAGUUCUUUUCAAACAUGAACAUAGAAUGUCAAAUAUUGUAGAUAAUAUUUUAACGCCGCUGUCAUCCCUAAACAUAUCUUCAAAAGUAACGACAGUGGCCGAUUUCAGCAGUGAGAGGAUUGCAGAACAAAUGACGUUACUGGAUUUAGAAUUAUUUCAAAAAAUUGAGAUUCCUGAAGUAUUGCAAUGGGCAAAAGAACAGUCAGAAGAAUUAUCGCCCCAUCUAACUGCAUUUACUGAACAUUUUAAUAAAAUGUCCUUCUGGACUCGGACGAUUAUUUUGAAACAAGAUAAACCUCAAGACAGAGAGAAAUUGUUGAAUAAAUUUAUAAGAAUCAUGAGACAUUUACGACGACUGAAUAACUUCAAUUCAUAUCUUGCAAUAUUGUCUGCACUUGACUCUGCGCCUGUUCGAAGACUAGAAUGGCAAAAACAAACUACAGAAGGAUUGCGAGAAUAUUGUCAACUUAUUGAUAGUUCCAGUUCAUUUCGAACAUACAGAGAAGCUCUCGCAGAGGCUCCAUUACCAUGUAUACCAUAUCUGGGUUUGAUUCUUCAAGAUCUCACGUUUAUUCAUCUCGGAAAUCAAGACGAACUUCAUCCAGGAUUAAUAAAUUUCAGCAAACGGUGGCAACAGUUCACUAUUCUCGACAGUAUGAGACGUUUUAAACAAAGUGUUUAUCCAUUUGAUAAAGAUCAACAUGUUGUUGACAUGUUUGAUAACUUCAGUAGUCAUCUAGCUGAAGAUGCAUUAUGGGAAAUUUCACUAAAAAUAAAACCAAGAGUUCGAAGACCAAGGCGCCCUCACAUGUCAACUGAUACCAGUGUAAGUCGACCAGAUUCUACUGUUACUACUGAUUCAACAUCAACACAGGACGCUACAAUAAGCUGAAGAUAGAAAAGUGUAUGGAAGGAGGAAUGUAAGACAUAUCAGGAGAAUUACUUAUGUUGGGGCCAAAUUUUGAAUGUAUGAUCGCCUAUGGCAAUAUUCACAUUUCAUGAACAUGCUAACAUCUGAACUACUCAAACUAAUGUAGUGUUGUGUCCCGGAAUUCUAUAUUUCAUUUUUUAUGUCAUCAUUGCGAAAUAGUUUUUUAAGAUAUUGUUGUUUUAAAUAUAAAGUAAUUCAACUUGCAUCCAGAUGUGACCAAAUAUAUUUUGAUGAAAUUUUAUAAUAGAUUAUUGGAAAACGUAACAUUUCAAUUUCAGCAGCCAUUUUCUAGACAGUGAAAAUGCACGUCGUCCAGUGAUUUUGUAGUUUGUAUCAUAGAAUAUGUAUGACCUACAGCAGCUUUUCGUAGUCAUGAAUUAAUUUAGAUGCCAUUCAAUUUUUGAAUGCUCACCUUAAAUUGCUUUAGUACCAAAAUUCUAAAGGUUACUCAUUUGCAGAAUAGCUUUCCGGUAAUCGAUAUUUUUACUAUCGUUCAUUAUUUAUAUUACCCUGUUCACUUUGUAAAGGUAAAAUACGCAAAUCUUCAGUUAGUUUUGGAAUUCUGUUAAUUAAAUUAAAUUCACUACAACACAAGGAAAUAACUAAAACUAAUAACUUGAGGCAUCAUACUUUUUAUCGCUUCAUAUAAGAAUGACGACCAUUACCUUCAGUUGUUAUUUAUAAAUCUUGUGACGUUUUGGCAAUAUUUACGAAAUUGGUAUUUUAUUAUCACCUGAUUCCAAACGCUGGUGUAAUCUUGAGGACAACAUAUUCUACCAAACCAUUUUAAAAGAAUUUUCUAAAAAAAUAUGAAGAAAAAUGUUACUAAGUUUAUACCACUGGUUAACAUUGUACUCCUGUCAGCUCCAAAUGUUACUGCAUCAACAGUAUUACUGUCAUGAUUGUUUUAUUUUCUGCCAUACUUUUUUGUUCAACUUAACUUUUAUAAGACUUAAUCUACAGGACCGAAUCUUCGUUAUCCUAAUCAAAAAAUAUUUUCAUACUUUGCUUCCUUUGUAAAAGAUGUCAAGUUUAAUCCUUUUUAUUCUUUUUAUUACCUUUCUCGUAUUCAAGAAAAAGUAUGUUUUUUUUGUUUCAUUUACAUUUCCUUGAAUCAGUAAAUAUCUUUUUCGCUAUUUUAAUUGCAAUUUCAAUCAGCUCAGCACCUAUAGAUUCUAUUUGCUUUGAUCAGAAAGAUCUCAUUGUUCCUCUUUCAUUUUUGGGCCACUUUUCUGACUCACUUAUAAUAAUGCCCACUGCCUAGUUAUGGGAAAAACGCUUUGUAUCAAUCUGAAGCAGUUCAUUAUUUCAUUUUAUAUUUCAUUUUUAUUGAAAACCAAAUCUAAUAACGGCAUGAUUCUGUAUGCUACUCCUUACUUUGGUGUAUAGGUUUGAAAAGUUUUGGUCUUCGUAUGAAAAUGGUAUUUUGCUCUCAUAGUACCCACUGCCUAGUCGUAGAAAAAAAGCCUCAUGCAAUCUGGUAGCGGCUAAUUCUUUUUCUUUAUUAUUGAAAACUAGAUCUUAGCAGUGACAUUAUCUUGUCUGCUAAACUGAGAUUUAUCGAUUAGGAAAGUAUUGCUCGCUGAAAAUGGUAUUGAUAUCUAUGUAUAAGUCAGCGCCAUAUGGUUAGAAGUAUCAAAAAAUGAGUUGAAAUAGAUUAUGAAUUUGAGAUGUUAACGUUGGGGAGGUUGGGUAAAAUUAGGGUUUUCUCGGGUUCAUAUUCAAGUUUAUGACAUAAUAACUGGUUGGGUAAAUCAUUUGUUCAUUCUGUGCUGUGUUUGGAUGGUAUAUAAAAGGUGUUGUCAAGUUGUUCGCUCAUACAUAUAUAUCAAUGCCCCUUACUCAAAUUUUUGUGGGUACAGCUAUUCUGUGAUAAAGGUAAAUUUCGUAAAGUUUAGUUUUUUCUACAGGUAUCGCUCUUUCUGAAUCUAAAAUAUUGUGCGUAAAAGCGCCAGAAGUGAUGUGUGCGCUUCAGAAAAUCUGUCUAAAGAUAUAAUAUUAAUGUUUCUCAGUUUGAUCGGAUCAUGUUUUGUCAUAUUUUUAUUUGUUGCGGCUUGAUAUUAUUGCACUGUACAAUGUCUUUUUUUCUGGUAUAUUAUUAAAAUUCAUAAAUCGUA